This is a messenger RNA of Aspergillus versicolor CBS 583.65, 2202 nucleotides long. RefSeq lists its product as uncharacterized. NCBI's taxonomy places the organism in Eukaryota, Fungi, Ascomycota, Eurotiomycetes, Eurotiales, Aspergillaceae. Gene Ontology annotation, molecular function: monooxygenase activity; iron ion binding; heme binding. The transcript has a single exon. Bases 1 to 2202 code for a protein of 733 amino acids. The record is from RefSeq and is a predicted model, not a curated record.
AUGACAACAACAUGCCCAUUCACCAACCCCCAAACCCUCUUCGCAGAUCUAAAACAUGAACGAGAACAGUCCUCCAUAGAAUACAGCCCGGCCCUGAAUAGCUACAUCGUAACCCGAUAUGACGACAUCCUGUCCAUCCUCUCACACCCAGAAACAUUCACAUCAAAAGACACCACAGUCCCACCCUUCCCACCACCCGUAAAGGCUCUGUUCGCAAACCGCGUCCCCGAAGGCGGCACAUUACUAGGCUGGGAUAACCCAGACCACGACCGACUACGCUCCGCCGUAAGCGGGUUCUUCAUUCCACGGAAGCUAAAGCGGUUCCGGCCGCUGAUGUGUGAUCUGGCGCAUGAGCUUGUCGAUGGGUUUGUUGCGGACGGGGAGGUUGAAAUUAAAUCUGCUUUUGCGCUGCCUCUGCCGCUGAAGUCGAUUGUUACCAUUGCGGGGCUUGAUACGAGCAGGUGGGAGUGGAUUGGGCGCUGCUUGGCGUUAUUCGGGGGUAUUACGGCUCCAAAGAAGGACGCCAGUAUUGAGAGCCAGGUCCAGGAUGUACUGGAUUUGCAUGACUAUAUUGCGGAGGUUAUUCAGGAGAGGAGGUACGACCGACGAGAUGACCUGGUUAGUUAUAUAUGGGACCAGCGAGACGCGGGCGUGCAGAUGACGGACUUUGAGCACCUGUCUAUGAUACCUGGGCUGUUACUUGCUGGUCAUGAAACAACGACUAGUGUUCUCUCGAUGGGACUCUCCCAUCUUCUACACAAUGGUCUCUGGGACGCAGCAACGGAGAACAAAACAGCCUCCGCUCAAGCCAUCGAGGAACUCCUCCGCUACGAGUCCGCGAUAACAGGCAUGUACCGCCUCGUCCAGAAGGAGACGAUAAUCGGCUCUUGCACCCUCAAUCCAGGAGAUCGCGUAUUCCUGGCUUACAGCUCCGGAAGCCGAGACGAGUCUGUCUUUGAAUGCCCCGAGCAACUGCGCCUGCAGCGCAAAUUCUCCAAGCAGCAUCUCGGAUUCGGGCGCGGGAGCCAUGCGUGUCUGGGGGCGCCGCUGGCGAGGUUACUCCUCAAGACUGAAUUCGGGGUUUUGCGCGAGCGGUUGCAGAAUUUGCGUCUUGUUACUCCGUACGAGGAUAUUGUAUAUGAGAAGGUUGGGCCCAGUCGAGGCGUUGAGAGGGUGGUUGUUGCGUGGGAUCCUCCUAGCGGUCCUUGGGCGAGGACUGUUCAAGUUCAAAAGACGAAACCCCAGGGACAGAAUACCAGUGAAAACGCGACUAUCCAGGCAGUGGUGAAACAACUGUCCUUCCUAACAGAGGAAAUCCUAGAAGUGAUGCUCUGUUCAAAGACCGGGGGUUCAAUACCGCACUGGGAACCGGGAUCGCAUAUCGAUAUCCUCAGCGAGCACGGCUAUAGACAGUACUCGCUCUGUUCGGAUCCCCAAGACAAAACCCAUUGGAAGGUCACCAUUCUCCGAGAAGACACCGGCUCAGGCGGAUCGAGAUGGUUCCAUGAGAAUCUACACGAAGGCGCAGAAGUAACAGUCCGCAAACCGCGAAACCAUUUCCGCUUGAAGAACAGUAGCAGAUACGUCUUUAUUGCUGGAGGGAUAGGAAUCACGCCGCUGAAGCCUAUGCUCGAGCAGGCGAAGCGCCAGGGCGCGACGUACCGGUUAAUCUACCUCGGUCGAUCGCGGAAGACAAUGGCAUAUCUCGAUGACCUAGUGCGUAGUCAUCCUGUGGAUAUCUGGGCUCGCGAUGAGGGGAACAGGUUUAAUCUUGAGAGAUUUGUUGAGGUGCAGGACGAGGCUGUUCAAGUAUACUGCUGUGGCCCUGAACGACUGCUCUCGUCUCUGGAAGAAGUCUGCAAAUGUAAUCCUCUUAUCGAACUGCAUAUUGAGAGGUUCCAGGCGCUGUCAAGCCAGAAUUUCCUGCCGAAUCGAUCCUUCGAUGUCGUCCUUAGUCGCAGUGGGCGGACGGUCACUGUCCAUCCUGAGAAGACCCUGCUCGAGACCCUCAAUGAUAAUGGGUGCGGCAUCAUGUCUACCUGCUCGAAAGGCACGUGUGGGACGUGCGAGGUGUCGGUUCUCGAGGGCAUUCCGGAGCACAGAGAUACUGUUUUGUCGCUGGAGGAGAAGGGCGAGAAUGGCGUCAUGAUGCCCUGUGUUUCACGCAGUGUUGGCGAGAGGUUGGUUCUGGAUCUUUGGUGA